Molecule: messenger RNA, 1095 nt
Organism: Phialemonium atrogriseum
Lineage: Eukaryota; Fungi; Ascomycota; Sordariomycetes; Cephalothecales; Cephalothecaceae
Product: ankyrin repeat-containing protein
Exons: 1
Coding region: 410-1084 (224 amino acids)
Molecular function (GO): protein binding
Source: RefSeq, a predicted model, not a curated record
AUUUGCAGCCAGAUCCAACUGCACCAAGCCGACUCAGCCUUUCUAGGUUCCCAAUAGGGGUUCGAUCCUUACUUGAACUUCGGUUCACCUGUCUGUUAGAUAGGUGUUACCAAUGAUAAACAUUCAUCAUAUGGCUAGGUAGAGAGAUGGUAUCUACCUAAAACGAUGUCCAUAUUCAUACAGGGCUGGUCAGUUUCAAGGCAUGGAGGGGUAUGUGGGGCGGGGGCUUUGUGCUCGCCGAUGACAAAAUUCUGCACCACAUCCAAUCCAGAAGCCACAAGCUUGCAGCUUUUCCGUUUGACCCCUAUUUGGCCUGCUUUGGCGUGACUUGUGGUAUCUGCCUACAUAGGUUAUUCUGCCUGAUCUUGGUUCACCUAGCACAUACACAUUGCAUUCUCCCAUCCCAAGCAUGUCGAAUCCUUACCUCCUCGCCGCCGACAACUCCCCCGCCCUUCUUCCCCUUCUCCGCGAGAACCCGUCCCUCGCACGGGGUCAAGACGAACACGGCUACUCUCUGAUACAUGCCGCCGCGAGCUAUGACCAUCUGGACCUCCUCCGAGCCCUCGUUGGCGAAUUCCACGUCCCCGUCGACCUAAAGGACGAGGAUGGCGAGACCGCCCUGUUUGUAGUCGAGACAGUGGACGCUGCGAGGGUGCUAGUCCAAGAGCUGGGCCUGGAUCCAAAUAUCACCAACGACGACGGCCUCACAGCGAAAGAGAAGAUUGAGGCCGAAGGCGACUGGCCAGGAGUCACCCAGUUUCUCGCUGGCAUUGAGACGGCGGGAGGCUCGGGAGGCGAGGCUCGCGCUGGCAGCGCAGGGGUCGAAACAAACGGCGAGGUGGCGGUACCGAUGGAGCUCCCGUCUGGCCCCGACGGGCUGCAGGUCAGAGUGGGCACGAUGUUAGAACCCGAAGAGACCAGCCAGGAGGUGGAUGCGGAAUUUCGGCAGAGGAUAGAAGAGCUUGCUGCUAGGCCGGACUUUGAUACGCCUGAAGCCCAAGCCCAGCUACGCCAGCUGAUUCGGGAUGCCGUCACAGAUCAGGAGCUAAGCGAGGACCGAAACGUGCGGCCCAGGCAAGGUUGAAGGGCCGGGAA